AGAUACGUAGCCAGCCAACGGGCGGCCCGUUGUCUGCCCAUGUUGUCCGCCGGGUGGAGUUUGGCUACAGUCCGCAAGACAAAGACACAAGUGAUAGAGCAGUGAAACCUUACAGUACCGGCUCUGGACUCAACGUGACUGAAGGUCUGUGUCACACGGAGCUGAAAACCCCCGGAUCUUCUAUCAGACAAGGGAACCACCUGCUGUGCCCACUCUGUUUUUGUUUCAUUGUUUACUUCUCUUUCACCGGCGGGAGGCUGUGCUCAAACAGAAAAGGACAUCUGCAGCAAGGAUCUGCCAUUAUAUCAUCACAGCUGCUCAGGAGACAUAAACUUACUCUUCCUGGAGUAGGAUUCAGUCGGAAUUCAGACACUCAUCAAGGCGACAAUAAUGAAAUUCAUUCAUAUUGCCCAAGUGGGCAAAACCAAGAUGGACACUAGUCAUUUUAUUGAUUCUUUAAGUGCGAGGAGAAGCUUCAUAUUAUAGUUAUCUUGAUGAAGACCUUUUUCUGACAAAAGACAAGGGCCACUUGGGGCCAGGAGGUGGAGGACUGUACCUCCUCUGCCAUCAGAUUAUAGCUGUUUAAUAGAUUUAGUUGCCCUCCUGACUUCAUGAUGGAGCUCUUCUUCAAUCCUUUUGAUAACUUGCUAUGUAUCCUUCUGGGAAUCUCCUUCACUGUGUGGUUCACCCUGCUGCUGGUCUUCAUCAUCGUGCCUGCCAUCUUUGGGGUGUCCUUUGGCAUCCGGCGUAUUUACAUGAAAACUUUGUUAAAGAUCUUUGAGUGGGCCACUCUACGGAUCGAGAGAGGAGCAAAAGAAAAGAAUCAUCCCCUGUACAAACCUUACUCUAAUGCCAUCAUUGCCAAGGAGCCCACCUCGCUGGAGGAGGAGAUCAAGGAGAUCCGGCGGAGCGGCAGCAACAGAGACCUUGACUCAGCCUCUGAGUUUGAGAUGUCCGACAUCUUCUAUUUUGCUCGGAGAGGAGUGGAGAGUAUCAUGGACGAUGAGGUGACCAAGAGGUUUUCUGCUGAGGAGCUGGAGUCCUGGAAUCUGCUGACUCGCAGCAACAACAACUUCCACUACAUCAGCCUGAGGCUGACCAUCCUAUGGGGGCUUGGCCUACUGAUCCGCUAUGGCUUCCUGCUGCCUCUCAGGGUAACUCUUGCCUUCACCGGUGUAGGACUCCUUGUGUUCCUCACCUCUGUUGUUGGACUGCUGCCAAGUGGAAGGAUGAAAAACCUACUGAGUGAGAAAGUCCAUUUGAUGUGCUACAGAAUAUGUGUCAGAGCUUUGACUGCCAUUAUAACCUACCAUGACAGUGAAAACAAACCUAAGAAUGGAGGAAUCUGUGUUGCCAACCAUACCUCUCCUAUCGAUGUCAUCAUCUUGGCCAGUGAUGGCUGCUAUGCAAUGGUUGGUCAAAUUCAUGGUGGCUUGAUGGGGGUCAUUCAGAGGUCCAUGGUCAAGGCUUGUCCACAUGUGUGGUUCGAGCGCUCUGAAGUCAAAGACAGACACCUAGUGGCCAAAAGGUUAAGUGACCAUGUAGAGGAUAAAUCUAAACUUCCCAUUCUUAUUUUUCCUGAAGGUACCUGCAUUAACAACACAUCAGUGAUGAUGUUUAAAAAAGGGAGCUUUGAGAUUGGUGCUACAGUCUACCCUGUGGCCAUUAAGUAUGAUCCUCGAUUUGGAGAUGCUUUCUGGAACAGCAGCAAGUAUGGCAUGGUCAACUACCUGUUACGAAUGAUGAGCAGCUGGGCCAUCGUCUGCAGUGUGUGGUACCUCCCUCCAAUGUCCAGAGAGGAGGGCGAGGACGCUGUACAGUUUGCAAACCGCGUAAAGGCAGCGAUAGCCAGACAAGGUGGACUUGUCGACCUCUUGUGGGAUGGAGGACUGAAGCGAGGAAAGGUAAAAGAUACCUUUAAAGAAGAGCAGCAGAAGCUAUACAGUAAAAUGCUGGUGGGCACCCAAGAGGACCGCAGUCGUUCCUGAAGGGACUUUUUGGAAAAGUGGACUGUCACAGAGAUGCACUUGGACACUUACUAAAAGAGCAGUCUGUAGAGCUUGUGUCUACUGGAGCCCUCUGACUGGAAAUUCCCUCUCUGAUGUCAACAGCUCUCCAUUAAGCUUCCUCGGUCGCUGCCUCAGCUUGGCAUGUUCAGUUGUCAUUGCUGUUACGGGUCAUUCUGAGUCUGCCGCCCUUUGUUGGUAAAGCUAAACUGAAACUGACGCCUUGCUUACAUUACAAUAGAAGUAAGGAGCGCACGGAAACGGAGCAUCGUCUUCCUUGGUGGCAGUCUUUUUUUCUGUAUUGAGGGAAACUUUUAUUAUCUAUCAUUGAGUUCUUUGUUUGAUAGUUUCAACUCUAAAAUUUUAAUUUGACUUUUAUGUUUGUAUCACACUGCGUUAAAGUUUCAGACCAGUUAUUCUGUAUAACUGGAAGAGUUAUGUAGAUAAAGAACUAGUUUGUUUUCAAGCUAAAACCUGUGACUGAGUUGGGGUUUUUGCACGACUGGCGCAUGCCCAUGAUUAAGGGCACAUUGCCAGAUUUUGUUACAUUUCAAAUAUUUUUAUGGGCUUUUUCCAAGAGAAGAAUAUCUUGUAUUUUAAGCUUUGUGUUUAAUGUUGGAACUUUUAUCAACCCAUGCGGUCACUAUUGGAAUAAGUGAGCCGAUGAGCUCUGAUAUGAUGUGCCCUUCUGUUUUUCCACUGAAUGUGAAAAGCCUCAUAUUAUGAAGUGGAAAUUGUGCACACACAGGAUUGAGGCGGAUUUCCUGUUUGAGCUCAUAAUGCAGCAUAAUGGCAGUAAAAGGGUUUGUAGUCCAAUCAUUAAGAAUUUAUUUGGGAUGCUUUUAGCUCUGUCCCUUAAAGGCCCACAAAACUGAGAUAGUGAUGCAGGAUAACAGCCAUUGCAGUCUAUCUCCUAUCAAAACAUUACUAUUAACAGUUAUCUGGUUAAUAUUCAUACUAAUACACUCCUAACAGGCAUAAAUUUUAUAAACUCCCUGCUUGUGCAUUGAUCAUCUUGCCUAAUUUAUUUUAAAAAGAACUCUCAAAAGUUUUUGUCUUUACUUCCCCCAUCAUCAACAAUCUUUCUCAGACUUGGCAGUCUGUUCAAAGAGGAACAGAGUGCAGCUGUCGUUUCGUUUGUACUGUAGGCUGCAGCUGAGGAACGUGGUGCAGAGCCUCAGGGAGGAACCCCCAGGGCUUUCCUCCAUCCAGUCUGCUUUUAUCAGGGAUAGUCGUCUAGACUGUGUCAGAUCUGUUCAUCAAAAUAAAUGUUCAAGAAUGUGACUCUA
Cheilinus undulatus (humphead wrasse) is the source of this 3295-nucleotide messenger RNA. RefSeq names its product glycerol-3-phosphate acyltransferase 4-like. Gene Ontology annotation, cellular component: endoplasmic reticulum. The transcript is spliced from 13 exons. Gene Ontology annotation, molecular function: glycerol-3-phosphate O-acyltransferase activity. Gene Ontology annotation, biological process: triglyceride biosynthetic process. Lineage: Eukaryota; Metazoa; Chordata; Actinopteri; Labriformes; Labridae. Bases 612 to 1988 code for a protein of 458 amino acids. The record is from RefSeq and is a predicted model, not a curated record.